Molecule: messenger RNA, 285 nt
Organism: Laccaria bicolor S238N-H82
Lineage: Eukaryota; Fungi; Basidiomycota; Agaricomycetes; Agaricales; Hydnangiaceae
Exons: 1
Coding region: 1-177 (58 amino acids)
Source: RefSeq, a predicted model, not a curated record
AUGGUUACUCCCGAGGCCACGUCUUUUCAAAGAGGUUCAUGCGGAUAUGAAUACCCCGCGAGUCUAUACCUCCUUGGGCUCGUACCCCGGAACAAAUCGUCUCUUCUCUUAGGUCAUCUUUUCGUCUCAUAUAUACAACUAUACCCACACUCUUUCGACUUUGCCAGGUUUGUAUGACCGCCGCAUUGUGAUAUAUACUACUUAUUGCGGGAUUAGGUGCUUUCUUCUCUGUAUAUACUUCUAUACGCACACGCUGUUCUUAGAUACGACUCUUUACGAAAUUGC